ACCGGGGUAAAGGGGACAGAGGGGUUGUAUUUUUAUAAACCAUGUGUUCUCCCGCGCGCCUGACAGUGAUAGAGUAGAAAGGUCCCGGAGUGGAACUGGUGUGCCUUUCACCCACCGACAAAAGGAAGUGAGGCCGACUCCACCGGGGCUCCACUUGGAAGCACACAUAAAAGAAAAAAAAAAGAAAAAAAAGACGACUUUGUCAAAGUUAAAUAACAACAAAAAGUGUCCGUAAGAAGACGAACGAGGCGGGGCAGCAUGGAUCUAAAGAACCCGUCCAAUGGCUUCGCUUCAGAAAUCAUCUUGGACAAGUUGCAGAAGAUCGCCGCAGAGGCCAUCCUGCCGGGACGCUUCAUCCUCAGACUCCUGAACGCUGCUCUGGAGUUUGUUACAGACUUGCUUGCGGGACUUUUAAGAAGCGGCCUGGUCAGGAGACAUUUCCACCUCAUGCUGUCUGCCUUGGUUCUCUUCGGGCCCGUGCUCAGUUUCUGGGUAUCCAAGUACAACAUUUUUGCAAACAGCCACCACUACCUGUACAGGAAGUUCCUUAAAUCCACUUGGGGCUGGACCUGCAUCUUCGCAGGCUCCUUCAACCUCCUCCUCUCCCUCUACGCCCGCCGCCCCCCCUCCCUCUCCCUCCGCCACCUCUCUCGGAUAGCCCUGGUGGGCUUCCUGUGGUGGGGCUGCCGGCGCCUCCUGACCCUGCUGGAGGACGCUGCCGGGACCUGCUACGAGCCAAUGCCCGUCGCCCAGGACGCGCAGAGCUCCGCCUCCCCGGCGCAGCCCCUGCUGCUCCUGCACGAGGACCAGACCAAGGCCUCCUGCCUCAGAGCCAACAUGCUGUGGAGGGGUUACGAAGUGUCCCAGGACGUCCUCAUCCUCUGCCUGUGCUGCCUGCUGCUUGUCGAGGAGGCGUCCGUGUUCGGCGUCCAUUUGGCCCGGGGGAGGCCCCUGAAGAGGACGCCCGGCGCGCCGCUGAGGUUCGUCUUCCUCCUGUGUGUCGUCCUGCUCGCCGUGUGGAUUUUCCUGCUGCUGUGUUUGCUUGCGCACUUCCCCAAGUUCCCCGCGCAGCAGCUGGGAGGAGCUCUGGGCUACCUGGCGUGGAGAGGACUCUACCAGGGGUGGUACCGGCUCGGGCCGAGCUGGGGGUCUCCCGGUUUGCCGGGAGAGGGAGAUUUAACCACCACAGACGCGCAGAAACAACAACACCAGUAACCUGGUU
Mugil cephalus (flathead mullet) is the source of this 1222-nucleotide messenger RNA. RefSeq names its product fat storage-inducing transmembrane protein 1-like. Gene Ontology annotation, biological process: lipid droplet organization; phospholipid biosynthetic process; lipid storage. The coding region runs from base 259 to 1215 and encodes 318 amino acids. NCBI's taxonomy places the organism in Eukaryota, Metazoa, Chordata, Actinopteri, Mugiliformes, Mugilidae. The record is from RefSeq and is a predicted model, not a curated record. The transcript is spliced from 2 exons. Gene Ontology annotation, cellular component: endoplasmic reticulum membrane.